Messenger RNA from Trichoderma asperellum CBS 433.97, 960 nucleotides. NCBI's taxonomy places the organism in Eukaryota, Fungi, Ascomycota, Sordariomycetes, Hypocreales, Hypocreaceae. The record is from RefSeq and is a predicted model, not a curated record.
AUGGCGCAUGAUUUUACAUCAGGCUUCUAUGUCAUCCCGCCGAGAGAAGAAGAACCUUCGUCACCUGCUACUGAUAGACUUUCCAACCAUUCCCCUGAUAUAGAUCCCCAAUACUGGACGCGCGACGAAGAAUAUCAAGCUAUUUUACUUUCCCAACGCCGGGAUGUCAGCACCACAAUGUCCGAUGAAGGGUAUGAAUCGUUUUCAACUUCCCAAUAUUCGAAUGGCAACACCCCAAUGCCUAGUGAAGAGCAUGAACUCGAUUUACCUCCCAUAUACAAUAAUGGCAACACCCCACUAUCCAUAUCUGACGAAGAGCAUCAAUCGGAUUCAACUUCCCAAUACUGGAAUGGCAACGGUGCAAUGUCUGAUGAAGAGUAUCAACCUGGUUUAACUUCCCCAUACUAUAGUGGCAGCACCAUAAUGUCUGAUAAAGUGGAUCAAAUUCCUUGGGAAGGUUUCAAAUGGGCCUACAAGCCUACGGAUUACGUGCCCGGGAACUACAAGCCUAUUACUACGUAUGGCGAAGACGAAGCAAAACAAGAAGAGUAUAAAAAAGAGCGGGGAGCCGACAUAAUGAAGUAUGAGGAGGGUUUACAACAGCAGGAAGCAGACAUCCCCCCUUACUUCAGUAAAGUAUCUAACUUUCCUUCUAAUGACGGGACCACCGACUUACAAACGCAAGAUAAUCAGAGAAGCGUUAGCUUGUGUCUAGAGUGUCUGCAUAAGCAAGACUUACAAACGCAAGAUAAUCAGAGAAAUGUUAGCUAUGAUUCUGAGCCGACUCCUCGCGAAACUACAGUCUUUAGCUGUUCGUGUGAUUCUAAGCUGAUUUUUCCUGCAAAUACACGCGAAGAGGAGACUCAAAAGUGGUUUAUUAUUUAUAUACAGCAAAUGUAUCUGGAAUGUGUGGAUGAGGGACUUCGGGCCGAAGUCAAGGACAUAUUCACAAGGACAUAA